AUGGCCGGCGCUGCGGGGGGCUUCGUUACGCGCUCCUUCGAGUCCAUGCUCAAGGAUUGCGGGGGGAAGAAGUAUGGGGCGCUGCAGAAGGCUAUCCAGACGUUCUUAGGUUGGUUCUGACGAUCUCUUUGAUUUCUUCCUGUUUGAAUUUGGGUUUCUUUCCCAUUCGACAGGUGCCAUGGAUAUUCCUCCUUUCUGCAAUAGGAGGAUCACGGGGAAAUGUGGGCUGUUCUUCCUCCUUGCUGAAAUGGGAGGAUCACGGGGUCCACUUUGCCUGUCUUAAAGAUCAUGUGUUAAGACGAGCAUGUACCUAUUGCCAUCAGACUAGAUUGAUAAGCGAUGCUGGGGUAUUUCUUUAUUUCUGACAAUCGUACUCUAAGCGGACAAACCAUCAGACUAGAAAUUUGGCAAAAAGUCUCGUUGCAAUUUUCCUAAUGGCUUUCCUCUUGAUUGAUAAGGGAUCUAAUCUCACUCCGCUCUAAUUCUAUGAAAAACUAGAUAAUUUCUUUCUCGAGUUUGGUAGGUACACAAUACCCAGGCAUUGGUUGUUUUAUCGUAACGUCAUCUGCUCUAUGGUAUCAGGAGUGAAAAGUAAUUGGAAAAAACUAGAGGACGAGAACUCUUGCUAUCACUCAGUUUGUUGUCCAUCUCAUCCUUUUUUCAUUUGUGACGUCUAAAUAACUUAUAUAUUAUUUUCAACUCUUUUCUUUGAGUAAAGGAUAUGUUCUACUGACCAAUGCUGACUUCAAUGGAUCAGCGAUAAGUUGUAGCUGAGACUCCUUGUAAUAAUCCUUAGAGGACGUUGAUAUCUGGAUAAUAUAUCAUCUACGUUGCGGCUAAUACAUAAGGUUAUGGUAUUUUUCCAGCGUGGAUAAAUAUUUUGAAGCUCUUUUUGAUUGUGAUAUGAGAUGUCUCAUAUGACAUCGCAUUGUUCAAACGAGGUCAUAUAAACUAAAAAGAUUCCAUGCUGGAAAAUCUUCCUUCCCCCCGUUUUCUCCCUUGCUCUAGUUUGGUGUAUAUCAUUUAACCAUAAAUUUUUACCCGCUUUGGAGAAAAAAUAGACAGUUGUAGCAAAAAACUGCUAUAAGACUGGAGUCGCUCAUGAAAAGGAUUAGGUUCUUCACCUCUGGAAAAAUGAAUUUGUUUGGAAAACUUGCUGACACAAAAACGACGAAAUAUCAGUUAUAAAACCAGAAAGAAACAAUUUUUCUAUCUGUUGGCACAAUUGAAACUUUUCUGAAGCAUGAAGACUAUUGCACAAAGACUAAUGAGAAAAGGUAUGUGCGAGAUUCAGGUCUGGCAUACUUAGAAGGUAUCCUUGUUUGAUUCGAAAUAAGUAAAUGUACCUUGGCAUUGGCUAAUAUAUAAGUCAUAUAGUUUAGAUCUGAAUUAUUUCAUGCUUGAAGAAACGCGAUCUUAGCUGAUUGUGUCCAGGAAAAACUUAAAUAAAACAAAGAUGCAUAAUUCAGUUGAAAUCAUCUGAGAUUUGCUGUUCCUACUGAUUCUGGAUUUCAAUGCUAUCAUGAGCUGGUGAAUUCUGAUAUGAUAGCUGGUUUAACAGCCUUGGUUGGUGACCACAGUAGCAUGAGUAUGGAAUUUUUCCAACUUGACUUCUUAAAGUGGUUUUUGUUAACAGCACGUCACAAGUGUCAUUGAUGACAUAUAUCCUGUGAUGGUUUUUUUUUUUUUUGUUCCUUGUGAUUAAUUCUGUUUGGGAUUUGAUAGUUGGAAAUGACCCCAGCAUGUACCUAUUUCCAUUCUCUUAUUUUCUUAACUUUUAUAUGCCUUAUACUGUACUGUAGACCGUUUUUCUGUUUUCAGUAGUGGGUUUUUAACAGCAAACUCUUUUUGGCUGACUGCCAUAGAGCUCGUGGAGAUUUCCUGCUUAAUCUUCAUCUUGAUCUUAUAGGCUCAAAGUUAUCCACGAAUAAUUGACUGGCCGAAUCUCAUCUGAAUAUAAUCAAACUGCAGAAUUUGUGGUCCAAGGUUAAAAUAUCAUCCGUAUUUCAUAUUUUUUAAAUUAAUACAUAAUUCCUGAGAUAGGAAGAGCCAGGAUGAGUACUAGUAUAUUUACAUGAAAACUAUUGGAUCAACUUGUAGCACUCCAUGAUAAAGCUAUGUGAGUUGUCUUCAUUUCAAUCUUCUACUGAUAAAUAAUAGAGGUUAAAAAAGGCACUCAAUGGAGUUUUUUGAGUUAUUGUCCAAUUAAGUUUUGUAAUGGAUGGUAAUUAACUGACAGGCUUUAUUUUGCAUUCAGUUUUACAAGAAUCCAGAUUUGGAGUUAUGUCGAAAUUGGAGUUUUCUUCUGGAUAGCACAUUAUUCAAUGCAUGCAACUGUAAUGAAAUUUAUAAUUUUUAUCCCAAUUCUAGUUCGAGUCCAUUCAGUAACAUUUCUCUGUAAGAGGCCUCGUUUAAAGUAUUAACUGAGAUAAAAUUUUGAUCCACUACCUUAAUGGUGACGGUUUUACUUUGAUCUCAUUUUCUACUUUUCCUUCUUGUUGGGCGUGGGUGUUUGGUUUGGGCUUGCCAUUUGAAAUUAAAUUGGCAAGAAUUAAUUUUGUUGCAUAGUGAUAAAAUCUUGUAAGUAUCAUCUUGAAUUUUUGCACAAAGGGCAUCAACAAAAACUUAUAUUAGUUUUAGCAUCCAGAUGUUUAGACUUGUCAUGAUUGCGGUAUCUGUGAUAAUUAUUUUCAGUCCUCCCAGUCUGGAACAGUAGAGUUGUAUCCAUUCUGGAUGAAUCAUUUAAUCCCAUCUACGAAAACUACUGGAAAUAUUUCUAUUUUCCUGUUAGAUUUCAUUCUUUCAGAGGACAAAUAUGAAUCUUAGACUGUGUUCGAUGAACACAUUCAAAGGGCUACAAAACCUGCGUCCUUCUUGUUCUUGAAUUGUUUUUUCUUUCUGCGUGGGCAUGUAGCUCAGAGGAUUAGAGCAUGUUGCUAUGAAACACUGUCGGGGAUUGGAACCCCUCCUCACUCACGUUUGGCACAAAAUAAGAAACUGUCUCUUCAACACAUUAAUGGUUGUGAGGUUACGUUUUCAUCAUCUUAGGUAAAAUCAAGUUUAUUACGUAGACAUUCAUAAACCGCUCUAGUGUAAUAUUUCGUGGGUAAUCCCAGUUUUAAUUUAAUGGUUCAUCCCACUCUUCUUCACUGUCUUAGCAAAUGGCAUAAUCUUAUGAAGUAGCUAGAGAGGCAAGUAGAACCAUCUUUCCAAUGUAUAAAAACAUCCUGCUUUUUGACUUGCUAAAUUUCCCUGAAACCAUCGGUUAACAUGUCACAUUGCUAAGCUCAGAUAGUUUUUAUGAAAAGUGGUCGCUAUCCGGAUAACUGCCCACCCAAUCUCCACAUGCUAUGUUUACCAAGGAUUUCUUUAUAGCAUUAAUUUGUCAUCUCUCUGUGAAUAUCCUGGGGAAUUUAGGAGAGACUUUCGGGUUUUUUGGAGAGACUUUCUGAUAAAAAAUGGAGACUCUAAAAUUGGUACAAAAUUAGUGAAUUUGAACUAGAAGGGUGGGAAUUAAGAUCAUUGAUAUUAGGAGGGGAGAUCAUUGCAUAGGUUCCAGCAGUUAUUUAUUUAUGAGUUCCCAAUAUUCCUUAAAUUGUAAAAAUCGAAAUUGGAAAAUUUUCCUCUUGGAAACAAGUUUCUGUUUAGUAAAAGUGAGUGUGCUUGUUGGCAUUGGAUAAAGCAUAUGCAAAGAUAGGACCAAGAAAGACCAAAGGAAAUAUAUUAGGAUUGAAAACUGUGGUUAAAAGAUUAUGGAGUCCUUGAGGGGCAUGCACUGUGGGCCAUGACUGUGAGAAGCAACUACUGCAAAAAAUGUGCUUGACGAGGUAUUUGUUCGUAUGCUAUCCCCAUAGUCUUGGUUGUGUGAAGGGGCAUCUUGAAGCCAAUAAAUUUGUUGUUCUACUUUAUUUCUGAUUGGAAAUGCCAAGUCAAUCAUGACUUUUGAGAAUUGGAGGGAAGAGAGAUUAAAAAUUUCUUCCUGAAGGAUGGGCAAAGAGGGAGCCUAUGAAACCUGGGUAAAAAUCAAUUUACUUGGACUGCUGGGGGAACUAACCAAAAAUAAACAAUGGAUGAAUGCCAUUAUUGUCGUCCCCUUAGGAUGGAACUGCUCGUAAUUCUCUUGAAAUUGGUUGCGCUGACCUUGAUUAUGAAGGCUCAUUGCCAGACAACCCAUGCACCUGGUUAAUGAAUAAGUGCUUCAUUGUGAGUAUCACUUUUCUCCUUAUCCUUAUUUCAAGUCUCCUCAAUACUUUUUCAGGCACUCAAGAGCAGAGUAUGGUUCGCUCUCUUUUUCCGUUUCUAACUUGUUGUGUGAGUAUCUGGCUUUAAUCGUAGUUAAGUCAAACUCAGUGGAAUAGGCUACCUUGCUCAUCUUUUCUAAGAACAGGAGAAAUUCAUUCUUCCGGGAUUCACUCUUUCAUGCUGGCAUGUCGUAAUCAGCCAAAUAUUGUCUUUUUUCUAAUGAUACAUUCAUCUUUUGUUUUUCUUUGACCACACCAUUCGCUGACAUCAUUUUUCUCCUGAUACAUUAAUGACAGUAAAUAUCGUUCUCUUUACCAUGUCCCUACAUCACCAGCAUAAGCUUUUGUCUCAUGCAUUUUUUUUUCCCUAGAUGACUUUAUUGUUGUUGUUGUUGUUUUAUUCUUUCAUAUGCAGAUUCUACAAAGGUGACCGACGAACAGCCUCUUUCUGGCGAGAAUCUAGAUGCAGGAGUCACGCCUGCUGAUGAGAGGUUUCCAUGCGUCCUACCAUAGUUACCAUAGCUGUCUUUUCCUCAAGACAUAUUUACUAUCGGUUGUCCAGAACUAUUUUUUGAUCAAGAUAUUGCUCGAAAUGGUCCCAAGUUUCUCUCUCUCUCUCUCUCUCUUCCUCUCUUUUUUCUAAAUGUGAAUUUUAUUAGGAUAAGAUGAGUACAUACGAUUUUGUGAGAAAGUAUGAUAGUAGAUCUUGCUCACAUUUCUGCUCAAGUCAAAGGUUUGAUUUGAUGUGCAGACAUCUAUUUAUACAUAUUCCGUCACAACUUCCCUCAGUGGCUUAUUUAUGAUAAAAAAUGAAGUUGAAGUCAUACUUUCUGAGAGUUGGAGUUAGAUACCAAAGAAACGUGGAAGACCUCGACUCCACUGUAUCUCUGUUGCGUUCUGAUCCAUCAGUCCCUCAUUAUCACUCUAUGCUUGAACCUAAGUUAAAUCUUUGACUAAGUACUGGUACAUUUAUAUAUUUUCUCUAUUUAUCAUGGAUGGAAAUUUAAAAGAGCUUCUUAUUUUUUCAUUUCCAGCAGCCUGCAUCCUCAAGGCACUAAUAGUGCUGGUGGGGCUGAUGUAUCAAAUGAGGGAACUAAUCCAGAUGACUUAAAGCCUGUUUCAACUGGUGAUGAAAAGGCUGAUUAUAGCACUAAUUCUGUGAGAAACAGUGAGGCUAUCACAACGGUAUUGGCUUCUGCCGGACAUGCAUUGGAAGGGGUUCAAGCCGAGCUUGUGUUCCAUCCACUGCGGCUUGCUUUUGAGACGAAGAACAUCAAGCUUGUAGAGUCUGCGUUGGAUUGCCUUCAUGUAUGGUUUCUUCUCAAGCAAACAGUUAUUUUAUUUGAAUAUUUCUGUAGUAUAGCGGUGCAUUCAAUUAGUGACUUUGAUGAAUUUGAUUCUUUAUUGUUUUUCUUAUACUUAGAGAUUAUCACAUUAUUUAUAAAUUUAUUUGUUGUGUGAAACAACAUGAUUAUGAAAUUAUCUUCACUUGUUAUUUGGGCUCAACAACUCUUUCAAACAUUGAUGUCACAUGAGCAAUGCUUCUCGCAUUGAGAUUGGAACAGUGAGUUAUUAACUGUCCUACGCUUUAACAAUUUGUGACGCCUUAUGUCCUGAAUAAUUGAAAAUGUACUAUGAGGUGAAUAGUGUACUGUACCGUAUUUAUAUCUGAGUUUUAGGAUUACUUUUUCCUCUAUCUGAUUAUAUACAUAAUCUCGGGUAUACUCUGUGAUUUCGCUUCGUGAAAGGUUGCAAACCCAAACAUGGGGAUCAAAAUUCUCUUUGUAGUUACGGUUUUGGGUUAGGAGAUCUGCUAUUGGCAAACCUCUAGUGCAUUAAUUGGCUGACUUCACUUGACAUUUGGCUGCGAUUACCCUAUAAAAAAUAAAGGUAUUGUCUAGUAGAAUUGUCCGUUCUGGUCAUCUUGGCCCUGAUAUUGGACCCUUGGACGUGAUUGCAACGUUUGGUAGUGUAUUGGCUGGGUUUGACUCAUUCGAAUUCUGAUCUUGAUUUAAUGGUCCUUAGUUACACGAUUCGAAAUUGCUGUACUUGUCAUGGAUGAUAUCAGCCUGAAUUUGAGCAUGGAUAAAACAUAGAGUUCGGUUUUUUCUUUUGUCUUUUCUGUGGUGUCUGUUUCACUGCAAUGGUGAAGGGCGAAAAUUGGGGCUGCUUUAUCUUUAUGUCUAAUUCUCUUUCUGUCCUCUGAUCCAAUGGAUUCUUUUGUAAGAUAUUAUAAAAUUAUUACAGUUGAAGAGCAAAAACUCUCUGGGCUCUGGUUCGCAUUAAUUUUUAUUUCUGCUAUAAACCAUUACUUUCUGACGUGAUAUUUCACUCAGAAACUCAUUGCAUAUGAUCACCUGGAGGGUGAUCCUGGACUGGAGGGUGGUAAAAAUUCUCAAUUGUUCACGGAUAUUCUCAACAUGAUCUGUAAUUCUGUUGAUAAUUCUUCUCCAGACAGGUAGGAAAUUUAUUUUUCGUUUAUUUUGUGGGGAUUAUAUGUAUGCAUAUAUAUUGCUGACAAUUAGGAGUACCUUCAGUACUAUUUUGCAGGUUUUGAAGGUGCUUCUUACUGCAGUGGCAUCUGCAAAGUUCAGAGGUAUACUUGGAAUAUUUUUUUUUGGCACAGAGUUGGCUGUCUGUGACUAGGAAGUUAUUAUUCAUGUAUUUUAGAAUUCUUGCUACCAGCAUAGGUUUUUCUUGAGGGGCCUAAAUUGUGUUUAUUCAAAAUUGAAGAAGCAACACUAUUCUCCUUUUCCCUUUGUCUUUCUCGUCCUAUGUAGAGAGGUGUAUACCAUCCUACUACAGGUUGAAUUGAUAAUUUAAAGGGAUGGGAUCACUGUUUCUGUUCGAAGGCUAAAAGUUCACUACUAAUAACACAAAAGGUUUAUUUACAGUUGUUGGUACCAAGAAAGUUCUGGAAGACAGAAAGGAAAAUAAAGGUUGAUGAAAGCAAUUUAGUAUGUAGCCAAAUUCUGAUCUGGCAAUAUUAGUAAUGUGUUCUCUCACAACACUGCUAAAACUUGAACCCGAGGUUCAGCAUAAGACUUGAGCCCUUGUUGUCUUGACAGCUGGUUUUUUUGUCUGGCUCACUUGAUCUGUAAGAAAUGGCCCUGUUGAUGAAAUGUUGUGAGAUGCCUUCCUUGCUGUCCAGUUCCUUUUCGUGCUUCUGAAAUUAUUUCCUCAUGUAUAAAUUUUGCACGUUUGACAAUGCCUGUGAUUCAUAUUGACAGGAAACUUUUGACCGCUGAUCAGAACUUUAAUUUUUCUUGCCUUAAUUUCAAUGUUGGUGAUUAUAGAUCUCUUAAUAUAGGUAGGGAUGUUACCCAUUCCGUGCCUUUCAUAUUUUGACAGCAAUUGAAAUUUUAUGCCGAGCAUGGUUCUGUUGGAAUUUUGGAUGUUUCUUAUUUCUUCCUUUUUGGGUCAAGUAAAGGUGCCUAUGAUUGGUUGAUUCCCAAAUUUAGGGUUUAUGACUUGUUCUAGUUUGGUGAAAUUAAACUACAUAUAUGACUUGAAUCAUUGUGUUGCUAUUAUGAAAAUCUUAUUUCUAAUAUAGUUCAUGGAGAGCCUUUGCUCGGAGUCUUAAGGAUAUGCUAUAAUAUCGCCCUUAACAGGUAUCUCUCUCUCUCUCUCUCUCUCUCUCUCUCUCUCUCUCUCUCUCUCUCUCUCUCUUUUCUUCUUAUUUUUAAGUUAGGCUUGGAAAAUUUCUCGUGACAUUUGAUUUGGUGGUUGCAGUAAGAACCACGUAAAUCAAGCAACUUCAAGGGCAAUGUUGACGCAAAUGAUCAGCAUAGUUUUCAGGAGAAUGGAAUCUGAUCAGGUAAAGCACACAUAUUAUGUGGAAGGUUUUUCCUUCAAGUAAGAGAUGAACGAUUUGUAACUCUUCAAUUUUGAGACGAUUGAUGUCUGGUGUUUAGGCUCCAGAUAUAUCUCCUGGAUCUACACAGGUGGAUUCUAAUUCAAGUAGUUCCACAAAAGCAGAUGAUGGUGAAAUUUCAAUAGAUGUCCAAGAAGAGAAAAAAAUCACUCUUGGAGAUGCACUAUCCAUGAAUCAGGGAAAUGAUGCGUCACUAGCAUCUGUUGAAGAACUUCAAACUCUUGCUGGUGGUGCUGAUAUUAAGGUGGUUGCUUUUGAUUAAUAUUGGCAAUUAAUGUCACAUCCAAUGGUCUCAACAUGUUUCAGAUCCGAUGCUAAAUUUUCUUCUUUUUUUUAGGGAUUGGAGGCUGUUCUGGAUAAGGCUGUAAAUCUUGAGGAUGGGAAAAAGAUAGUCCGGUAUUGAAAAAAUGCUGAAUAAAUGUUGUUUCAAAUCAAUAUCCUAUCCUGGAUGCAUGAUCUCUAAUGUCCAUGGUAAUUUGGAGAUUUAAUAGUUGACUUUUCUCUCAGGGGAAUUGAUCUUGAGGGCAUGAGUGUAGCGCAACGUGAUGCUCUACUUCUAUUUCGAACCCUUUGCAAGGUAACUUCCUUCUCAUCAUGGAUUGCCACCAUGUUAUGGUCUUUAGGCAGUAACAGUUGUGUACAUGUUUAUAGAUGGGAAUGAAGGAGGAGACUGAUGAAGUUACCACAAAGACUAGACUUCUGUCACUCGAGCUUCUUCAGGUUCACUUGACAUUCUUCCAUUUAUUCUGCUUCUUUCAGCAGAGAAGAUAAGAUCGCUUUUGUAUGUUUCGAGAUGAUGGUAGCAUUCAGAUUUCAUGAAUGAUUUGUUCAAGUUAAUAUGUUUGCUUGUUCCAUGUUAAUGCCUUUAUCCUAGGCAUGCAUCUUUAGUGACUCACAUAUCGUAUGACAUUUCGUAAAAUUUCACUAUGCAGGGUUUAUUGGAAGGAGUUAGCCACUCAUUUACAAAGAACUUUCACUUUAUUGAUUCUGUAAAAGCGUAUUUAUCAUAUGCUCUACUGCGAGCUUCAGUUUCCCCUUCCCCGGCCGUAUUUCAGGUCAUCAUAUGUACUUCCUUUUUAUGUUGUAAUUAGACAACUGGUUAUGAUUUUCCUUUUCAAUUUUCGAGGUUUAGUGAGUAUCUUAUAAGUAUUCAUUUGGUGCUUCCUAUGUUGCUUCCUCAUCUGACAGAGUGGAACGGCGAUUUUUGCUGUUUUGUUGAUGCGGUUUAGGGAAAGUCUCAAGGUUUGUGCCUUGUGAAUCCUGAGUACUCCCAGAGAAUGUUAAAUUGUACAGCUCCAUGUGGAUAGCCAUCUGUCACUGAUGUUAUAAUUUAUUUUCAGGGAGAAAUUGGAGUCUUCUUUCCCUUGAUAAUUCUGAGAUUCUUGGACAGCACUGAUAGCCCUCUUAAUCAGCGUACGAGUGUUCUUCGGUAAUCCAAUCCUUGACCUCGUCCAUCUUAUGGUUGAAUUUUCUGUCUUUUCUGAUAAUCUCAAGGUUCUUAUUUAUUUCAACUGAAUAUUUUUCUAUUUAAUUUUUUUCUUGCAGGAUGCUUGAAAAAGUGUGCAAGGAGCCUCAGAUGCUUUCUGAUAUAUUUCUCAAUUAUGAUUGCGAUCUCCACUCUCCAAAUCUAUUUGAACGCAUGGUAACCUUUCAAAUGAUCAUUGCUUUAUUUUGUAGUUUUGCCGCUUCUAUGCUUUGAUUACGUCUACUAUAUAUCCAUUUUGAUUUCCCAAAAAAGGUUAAUGCUCUUUCAAGAAUAGCACAAGGGACCCUACAUUCAGAUCCAAGUACCGUUUCUGGAUCACAAACAGCAUCUGUUAAAGCUUCAUCUCUCCAGGUAUUUUUACAUGAACAUUCCACGAAAAAUUGUAUGGUAACUAUUUCAGGGUAUUUUGUUCCUUUUAUGAUUUAUAUUGUUUUCUGAUAUAGUCAUUAUAUUUAUCUCGUAGUGCCUUGUCAAUGUGCUAAAAUCACUUGUUGACUGGGAGAAAAUGCACAGAGAAUCUGAAAAGUUUGGUAGCAGAACAGCUGAGUCACUUGAAGAGGUGUCAACUGGGGAUCCCGGUUAUGUUAACGGAUCAAAAAGAGAAGAUGGUCCUGGGCAGUUUGAGAAGGUGAAAGCCCAUAAAUCAACAAUGGAGAUGGCUAUCGCUGAGGUCUGAAGGAUUUCAGUUGUUACACUGUUUUAAUUGUUGAUACCAUAGCUAUAUGACUGGAUAUAAGUUUUUCUGAUUUACUUGAAAUUCUUCUCGGUAGUAAAAAAAAAGUUCGUUGAUGUCCUGAGUUCAGUUUUCAUUAUCAGCUAGCUAUUCCUAGAUCACAUGUCCUUUUUGUCCUGCAGUUCAAUCGGAAACCAGGAAAGGGCAUAGAGUUCUUGUUAUCAAAUAAACUAGUGGAGAACACUGCUGUCUCAGUUGCCCAAUUCAUCAGAAGCACUCCCAACUUAGAUAAGGUAGCCCUUUGUGGCAUAUACUACUUUGUGCCCUUCUUUGAAGAAAAACAGAGAUUAACCUUAUCAUAAUUUGCAGACAAUGAUUGGGGAAUACUUGGGCCAGCAUGAAGAGUUUCCAAUAGCUGUAAUGCACGCUUAUGUCGAGUCCAUGAAGUUUUCUGGAUUAAAGUUUGUUUCUGCAAUUCGUGAAUUCCUGAGGGGGUUCCGACUUCCAGGAGAAGCUCAGAAAAUUGAUCGCAUCAUGGAAAAGUUUGCUGAACGGUACUAGUUUAUUUUAUGAACUCACUAUAUAUCAUUGUGCAUUACAUUUUUUUAUCAAUGUUCUCUUUUUUCGUGAUAUAUCAUUCCAAUUUUUUUGUUACUUGACAACUACGCCAUGUGAUUAUUCAUUAGGCUAGUUCCAUUUCUUUAGAGUAAUGGUCUUGUUAAGGACUGUUGAAUUUUUUGCAGUUAUUGUGGCGACAAUCCGGAACUUUUCAAGAAUGCAGACACUGCAUAUGUUCUGGCAUAUGCUGUUAUAAUGUUGAAUACUGAUGCACAUAAUCCGAUGGUUUCGUCCAAAAUGUCAAAGUCUGAUUUUGUACGUAUGAACUCUGGAAGUGACGCUGAAGAGGGUGCCCCAAAGGAACUCUUAGAGGAAAUUUAUGAUUCUAUUGUCCAUGAGGAAAUAAAAAUCAAGGAUGAUGAAUCUAGUUCAGUCAGAAGCAGCAGACAGAGGCCUGAAACGGAAGAGAGAGGACGUCUUGUCAGUAUUCUAAAUUUGGCUCUCCCUAGAAGAAAAUCUGCAACUGACACGAAGGCAGAGAGCGAGAGAAUCAUCAAACAAACACAAGCACUUUUCAAAAGCAAAGGUGCAAAAGGAGGUGUCUUCCAUACAGCUCAGCAGGUUGAACUUGUGAGGCCUAUGCUUGAAGCUGUAGGUUGGCCUUUGCUUGCUGCAUUUUCUGUGAUUAUGGAGGAAGGUGAUAAUAAGCCAAGGGUACUUCUUUGUAUGGAGGGAUUCAAGUGUAUAAUUCAUAUCACUCGUGUCCUAGGAAUGGAUACAAUGCGUUAUGCUUUUCUAACUUCAUUAGUGCGGUAAUUCUCUUCAGUUUUUUUUAUUUAAUCAAUUUUCUGCGAGUUUAUGCUGACUACUGCGAUUGGAUAAACGAAAUUUAUUUCUACAUGACCAAUCUGAAUUAUUUGCAGAUUUACAUUUUUGCAUGCUCCAAAGGAAUUGCAUAGUAAAAAUGUUGAGGCCCUGCGGACACUUCUAUUAUUGUGUGAGAUUGAGACAGAUUCCUUACAGGACACAUGGAAUGCUGUCCUUGAAUGUGUUUCCAGACUUGAAUUUAUCAUUUCCACCCCAGCCAUUUCAACUACUGUAAUGCAUGGCUCAAAUCAAAUAUCAAGAGACUCUGUUCUUCAAUCCUUAAGGGAGUUAGCUGCGAAACCCACUGAGCAAGUAUUUGUAAACAGUGUGAAAUUGCCAAGUGAUUCAAUUGUUGAAUUCUUUACUGCGUUGUGUGGUGUUUCUGCGGAAGAACUGAAACAGACACCUGCUCGAGUUUUCAGCUUGCAGAAACUUGUUGAGAUCAGCUACUAUAAUAUGGCUCGCAUUCGUCUGGUAAAUUCAUUUUCUUUCCUAGACUUGUAUCCUUCAUAUGUGCUCGAGAGCUCUGCUCCUUCCAACAAAAUUUUGUGUGCUUUCAUUCUCUCUUCUCUUAUUUCGAACUUUCCUGUGUGCCAUUGGAAGUGAUCAUUUAGCUCUCUUGUUUUGGUUCCUGCACAGAAUAAAUCAUCCAUCAAACACUGUACAUAAUUUACUGGUUAACUGAUGCCUUGAUCUUAUCACUCUGUCUAAAAUCAUAACAUACGCUUACUCAUUUUAGGUUUGGGCAAGAAUAUGGUCUGUUCUGGCUCACCAUUUCAUUAUUGCUGGAAGUCACCGGGAGGAAAAGGUGGCCAUGUAUGCUAUUGACUCACUUAGACAGCUUGGCAUGAAGUACUUGGAGCGUGCAGAGCUCAAUAAUUUUACAUUCCAGAAUGACAUCUUAAAACCCUUUGUUGUUCUGAUGCGGAACAGUCAAAAUGAAAGGAUACGUGGUCUGAUAGUUGACUGCAUUGUGCAGGUAUAUAUAUCAUGCUUAAGUAAUUUUUCUCUAGACUAGGAUUCUUUUACUCGUUAUACAUUUUAAGUAUUUUAACCUGGUAAGUGAGAAAUUAAUCAAAUUUAUGGAAUGCAGAUGAUAAAAUCAAAAGUUGGAAGCAUCAAAUCAGGUUGGCGAAGUGUAUUUAUGAUCUUCACGGCUGCCGCCGAUGAUAACAUUGAAUCAAUUGUGGACAGUGCAUUUGAAAAUGUUGAACAAGGUUGGUUAUUUAGAUAUCCAUAUGGUCUGUCUUUCCAACAGUUUUUUUUUUGUUUAUUGUGACUUACUUGCUGCAAUUCGCAGUUAUCCUUGAGCACUUUGAUCAGGUUGUUUGUGAUUGCUUCAUGGAUUGUGUCAACUGCCUAAUUGGUUUUGCCAAUAAUAAAUGCUCUUCUCGAAUUAGUUUGAAAGCAAUUGCACUCCUCCGCAUUUGUGAAGAUCGUCUAGCAGAGGUUUGCACCACAAUCCAGUAUUUUUUUUUUAUCAUAAGAGUUCUUCUUAAGUUUUUGAGUGCCUCGUCCUUUUGUCUAUUUGUGGUGAUUGGGUUGAACAUUUCAAUGUCCUUGAAAAUUUACAUAAUCUUUCUUUCAUGGUGAUCAAAUGAGUAAAAGAGUCUCUUAUCAAGAGACUUUUUUUUCAACAUAUAAUUCUUCCUUGACAAAUCAUUGGAAAUAGUGUCGUAAUAUUGAAUCCAAAAUUUGGGUUGCUGCAGAUAUAUUUCAGCAUACUAGGCUCAUUUUUAUAUAUUAUUUUAAAAUGAAUUAUAAUACCAUUGAAAAAGGGUCAUUUCAGAACAUAGAAUAAAAAGUAUGAAUAGCGAGAUACUGUUUCCUCCAGGACAUUAUCCCUUUUAACUGGAGCUAGGACAAUGUCUCACAUUGAUUGACUGAACAUAAAAUUUGUUCGGUAACCAUGAUCAACGCGAAAAAUGGGAUCAUUGGUGCUCUGGCUUGGCGAAAAGCUGGAAACGUGUUUAGAUUGAAGAACAUCUAUCUGGCUCACGCGAGUCAUAUGAAUUAGUUUGUUAUUUCAAGAGAUUAGUAGAAAAUAAAGAUGCAUCUAUGCUAAUUUUAUUUAAGUAAAGAACAUUCAGGUAGGAAAACAUCAAAAUUUCGUUUAGCAUAAAUUUUAUCUUAUAAGAUCGUUAUUCAAUUUUAGAGUUAUAAUGAAAUAUUUGGUUAAGUUAUCCUUUGAUCAAUUUUUCUUGAAUAUCAGUCAAUGCUGAUAGAGUUCGUGCUAAUUUAUGUGCCUAUUCCACUGUCUUGUGCAUCCCUCUUUCCAGGAGCGCAUCUUUUCUUGCUUAGUUCUCGUGUAACUCCUAGGAAGAUUCGUUGUUUGUUUUAUUUUAUGUAUAUAAUGAGUCAAUUUCCCAUUCUACGAUCUGUUGUCAUGUUUCAUUUUCUUUUCCAAAAUGAUAAUGAGUCACCUGGUUGCAGUUAUGGUUGAAAGUAGGCUUUAAUUGAUUGCUCCAUUGAGUUCCUAUUUGAAUUUUGCAUUUUUCAUUUACUGUAGUUCUUAUCAAAAUCAUUUUAUUUUCUUCCAACUGUUGCCUCGAAAACUUGUUUGACCGGUCUUGAUUUGCAUUUUAAAAUGCUGACUAAUGCUUAUUACAACUUUUCAUUGUUGUAUACAGGGCCUUAUACCGGACAGUGCUUUGAAACACGUUGAUUCUGGACUAGACAGCAAUUUUGACGUGACAGAGCACUACUGGUUUCCAAUGUUAGCAGGUCUGUCUGAUUUAACAUUGGACUUCAGAGCGGAGGUCAGAAACUGUGCACUUGAGGUACUAUUCGAUCUGCUGAAUGAGAGAGGUCAUAAGUUCUCAUCAGCAUUUUGGGAAAGCAUCUUUCAUCGAGUUCUUUUCCCAAUUUUUGAUCAUGUGAGACAUACUGGAAGAGAUGGACUACUUUCACCUGGAGAUGAUUGGCUUCGUGAAACUAGCAUUCAUUCACUUCAGUUAUUGUGCAACCUUUUCAAUAUUUUCUACAAGGUAUUUUGAUGUGUUCUUCUGUCCUGGUUUUUUUAUUUCCUAGCAGUCUCAAAUAUAUUCUUCUUGGAGCAUUUUAUUUACCCUCGUGUGUGGGAUCAUACGGCAGCCUAGAUGCCAGCAGUAUUCAUGCUGUCUGCAAGUGGAAAAAAUGGGUCACUGUGGAGAUGGUCACGCUAGGGGGAUUCGUGUAGUUGACACUUGUUUCCUAAAAGUGAGAGAUUGUAUCUGAGAAGAUAAAAGUUGUAUAGCCAUGGUGAAAUAGUGAUGAAGUCAAUUUCUAGUGUUCGCAGGGGAUAAUGUGAUGUAGGUCACCAGAAAUGAUAAAAGGUUGGAAAAGUCACUCGAAAGGAUAUGCCUAUUUACCAGAAAGUGGUUUUUUGCAUUAGAUGUUUUGAAAUGAUUGCCUACUGGAAGAAGCUCAUUACCAUAGGCGCAGGUGGCAUUAUUCUAUAUAAACAGCCUAUUAAUGUGUUGAGGAUUACGUUUAAGUGUGAUUUUUCAAGAGCUACUUGUCCUCAUAUAGAUAAGAGAAGCGAAAAUCUCAAAAAAUGUCUAUUUCACUGGGAAUUUUGAAAAUCAUGGUGGUUAGCAGAGAGUUAUGAGUUCAUGCCAUUCAUGGGGGGGUCGCAUGUUGAAAGACAUUGAUAAAAAAAAACGAUGGAUUCACAGAUGUCUAGUUGGCUUGAGACCACUUACCCUUGAUCUAUGUGGGCUGCUUAACCUAAAUGGCUUAUGAUUAUAAAUUAAUCCUAGUGCAUAUUAUUGAUUUGACUAAUCUGUGAGAAAAGUUUCCUGUAUGACUGGAUUCCACUAAUGGAGUGUUUCUUGAUUCCUAAAAAUGAUUGAUAGCUUUACAUCGGUCCUGGUCCUGGUGCAUUUCAAUCCCAAAAGACAUGAUCAGUAGGCCGGUAUUAUGUCAACUUAUGCACUUGCAUCAUCUAGACUGAUAUUUUUCAGAAAAGAUUGUUAAGCAUUUUCAUGCCUAUGUCGAGUGCCUGGCUUAUUUCUUUUAUCGAAGGUACAUAUUCUGUUUAAAACUUAGCUUGUCGCAUGUUGGUAACCUUGUAAAAAUAAUGAUUUUUGGGGCUUCGUCUGCGCUAAUCCUUCCACUACUCAGUGUUCCUAUGCUCUGAUAAUUUUUUACAAAAAGACUUCACCAUUUCAUUCCCUUGAGAUGUACCCCUCCACAAAAUUAAUAUUCCAACCUGACCUUUAUGAAUUCUCUGUCUGGUACAUGGAUUGAUCAUUUUCGUUCGAUUGCUUGGAAUCUUGGGGGCAUCUUUCUUCCAAAGGUGGAUUUCAACAGCGCAGGUCUGUCAAAAAUAUAAAAAGGGCGACUUUUAUUUUUCCAGACUAUGAUACGACUGUGGAAUGGAUCUCUUUUAGUACUAUCCCCUUGAAGUUCAAAAUUGAAUGGUGAUUGAAUGAGGAACAUGCUAUUUCCUGUCAUCCCCGUACCUGUUUUUUUUUUUUUUUUUGAUAUCAUUUGCUCGUCACACCAUCUCCAAGUCUCAGUAUUUCUCAAUGUAGCCUUCCAAUUACUACCGAACUUGAUGCAGUUGUGAACUUCAAACUAUUCACAAAGUUUUAACUUUAUUUUUUUGCUGUUCUUUCUGCGCAGGAAGUAUCCUUCAUGUUGCCCCCCCUUCUGAGUUUGCUUCUGGACUGUGCCAAGAAGACCGAUCAGGCUGUCGUUUCAAUCUCUCUUGGUGCAUUGGUGCAUCUUAUAGAGGUUGGAGGCCAUCAGUUCAGUGACUCAGACUGGGAUACUUUGCUGAAAAGCAUCCGGUACGGGAUUUUGUCUUCUUGAUUCGUCGACACCUUCUACAUUUCUGAAGUAUACUCAUGCUGAUAUCAAAUUUUCAGAGAUGCAUCUUUCACAACACAGCCACUUGAGUUGCUCAACUCUAUGGGAUUUAGGAACGCAACGAACCAGCUGAUUGUCACAAAGGAAGCAGAUGCUAAUGGGGAUCACGGUCUUAUCACUGACGAUGGUCAUAAUGAUAUUGGAUAUGAGAGAGAACUGGAUCAGGCAUCAUUAGGAAAUAGACAAGGCUCUUGGAAGAGCACUUCUGCUUCCGUUUCGCAGAAUGAAAAGCAAGACAUAAAGUCCCACCAGACAAUGGAAGAAUCAGAAGGUCUGCACUUAUUGCUUUGUUUUUUGUUAGAUUGCUGAGAAGAAACAGAAGAUCGUUGAUUUUAUUCAUUGAUUUUUUAUCUCAUCAAAAUGAGAAAAUUUGAGAUGUACGAGUAUGAUUGAAGAUAGUUUCUAAAGUUAGAUUCCUUCUCCUUUACCCUCUCUCCAUGAGUUUCUCUGGCUUUUCAUUUCCUCAUAUAUCCAUGCAGUUUUCAUGCGGAGUUGCUCUAUCACAUAUAUGGUUUGUCUUUUCAAGUUGACCUUCACAAGAGGCUUUUUAUGUAGGUUCACCAUCGCCCUCUGUAAGAUCACAAAAGUCCGCUGAAUCUGACUACCUUCCACGUAGUCAAACCUUUGGUCAACGGAUAAUAGGCAAUAUGAUGGACAAUCUUCUGGUUAGGAGUUUCACCUCCAAGAGCAAGAGCUCUGUUGCUGACGCUGCGCUACCAUCUUCCCCAGUAAAGGUAUACUUGAUGCUCCCCAUCUGGUCUAACUCUGCCUAAUAAUUGUUGUUAAAUGUAAUGGGCCACAUUCUUAUUGGGCUUUCUUAUCUCACGGCCUAUCUAGUGGUAAUGGGCCAAACAUGUCGAGGCCCUUUACGCCGCCUCUAGGGGUGAGGACACAAACCCUAGACCGCCGUCAUUAGUGAUAGCUCGAGAUUUCCAUCGUCUACAAUUGCUAACUAUUUUGUUGAGUCUCAGAGUGCCUCUUCGGUUCCUUUUUUAUGCAGUAGUGUUGUAUCUUCCUCACCCUUGAUGUUCGACCAAGGGAGAUACUGUUUACUGGAAACUUAUCACUGGUGUGACUGUGACCUCACUGAAUAAGCUUUCUAUUUUUGGCAGGUCGCCGAGGUGACUGAACCGAGCUCAAAUGAUGACGAGGAGAAUCCUGUUCUAGAAACAAUCAGAGGAAAAUGCAUGACUCAGUUGCUCUUGCUUGGUACCCUCGAUAGCAUUCAGGUCUGGCCACCUGGCUUUAUUUUUUAUUUUAUUUAUUUAUUUAUUUUAAUGGAUUGAAUGCCUGAUACUUUCAUGCAAUCACCGUUAACUCUGACAGAAGAAGUACUGGAUCAAGUUGAAAUCCCCGCAGAAAAUUGCUAUUAUGGAUGUCUUGCUUUCUCUCCUAGAGUUUGCCGCCACAUAUAACUCAUAUUCCAACCUCAGAGUGAGAAUGCGUCAUAUGGCCACUGGCAGGUUGGGUGUGCUCUGGCUCCGUGAUUUUUCACCAUUUCUAGUAGCAGAUUCCUCACAGUCGGUAUCCAUCCAUCCCUCUACAGGCCACCUCUGAACCUGCUACGCCAGGAGAUUGCAGGAACCUCCAUUUAUCUGGACAUCUUACAGAAGUCAACGUCGAGAAAUGAGUCAGAUGAUGAAACGGCCGGCGAUGCAUUGCCCGAUGACUUGAGCUUCUCCGAGAAGGCAACUGCGGAUGGUGAUCUUGAGAGUGUAGCAGAAGACAAGCUGGUUUCAUUCUGUGGGCAGAUAUUGAAGGAUGCUGCCGAGGUGCAGUCUAGUUCUUCGGAUGCUGCAAGUGUCGAUGUGCACCGGGCUUUGGAGCUCCGCGCUCCUGUUAUUGUUAAGGUGAAUGAUAUUUCAGCUGCCCAUUUCUUUCCGUUGACUUUCUAUUUUGAGUAAAAAUCCCCUAGGUUCGCCUCUAGGGAUACCAAACUUGGACUAUUUUUCACUCAAGCAAGUGCUGAAUCUGCUUUGAAUGAAUAAACCUUAUUAUGCUGCAGUUGACUCCUGCAUGAGGGAUAGUGGAGGGAAAAAAUAUCUAGCAGACCCUUCACGAUUUUCGUUUGUUUCCGUUGACUUCCUGCCUUUUCUAAUCUCAGUUCUACCCAGACUCCUAAAUGGGCUUCAUAUUUCUUCCAGUUACAUCAUAGUCAACCUUAUCCGCUUCUAUUCUCGUUCUUCCAGGUCCUCAAAGGGAUGUGCCUCAUGAACAGUCAGAUAUUCAGGAGGCACCUCAGGGAGUUCUAUCCUUUGAUCACUAAACUUGUCCGCUGCGACCAGGUGAUCAUCUCCACUGAGAGUUUUCCUCAUUCUCCCGGUGCUUUGACUUUCUGAGGCCGCUGACAAUGGUUCCACGGAUGCUUUCAGAUGGACGUUCGUCGAGCUCUUGGUGACCUCUUCAGCGCUCAGCUGGCCACCCUUUUGCCAUAG
Spirodela intermedia is the source of this 18988-nucleotide messenger RNA. NCBI's taxonomy places the organism in Eukaryota, Viridiplantae, Streptophyta, Magnoliopsida, Alismatales, Araceae. The record is from the annotation of a GenBank genome assembly.